AUGCCGUCUAUAAAAAAAUCGGAUAUAACUGUUGUAAGGUGCUAUAUGCAAGAUGAUAUGCGAAAAUAUGCGGUAAAAGUUCUCCAAAAAGCAAUGAAUCGUUUUACAGAAGAGCGUGAAGUUGCAUCAUAUAUUAAAUUCCGUUUUGAUUCUCGUCAUCAUGCCAAUUGGCAUUGUAUUGUUGGAAAACAUUUUGAUUGUUCUGUAGCGUUUGAAUCGUCUCGGUGUAUUCUUUUACGUGUUGAAGAUACACUAGUUUUAUUAUUUAAAUAUGGGUAA
Heterobilharzia americana is the source of this 279-nucleotide messenger RNA. The record is from the annotation of a GenBank genome assembly. NCBI's taxonomy places the organism in Eukaryota, Metazoa, Platyhelminthes, Trematoda, Strigeidida, Schistosomatidae.